AUGAAACUCAGCGUCUACAUUCCUGUGCUGUGGAUUUUGUUAGCUGCUAGUACAUUUGCGUACUCCGUGGAACAUUUCGGUCUCUCUUUGAACUCGCAAAAACUAUACAAUGCCAAAUCUUUGCCCAGUGAGGUCAUACGUGUCGGCAUUGAGAAACCGAAAGAUGCUCUCACUUUCACCAUCAAGCUCGCAUCAUCUGAGAGGCCACAUCAACUGAUUUUACUUUUCUCCGACGAGAAAGGCUUGGACUAUGCGGUUUUUCCCGACUACAAUGCCCAGAAACAUAGUCUUGCAAUCCAAAUUGCCGUUUCUUCUCUUCCCACAGCUUUAGUGCGUCAGGGAAAAAUCACCGCUUCGUUAGUUAUUGCUAGCGGAGAUGAUGUGAAUGAAAACAUACACACUAAAGUUGCUGAGCUUACUUGCUCGGAUGAACUCAGGGAAACGACUAAAGAGAAACAAGCUGAAAGAUUUGGUGUCUUGCCCGAAAUCCAUCAUAUUUUUAAACAAGAUGAAUCCACGGUCAACGCCAUCGUGCCAUUGGCAUUCAGUGCCGUUGCGGGUGUUUUGACUUUGGUUUUAUUUGUUGUUUGGUCCUCUAUUUUCGGAGAAAACAACUCUAACUCUAGUGGAGGUACUUAUAAGACUGGCUUCCUAGUAGCUUUAGUUGCCGUUGAACACACAUUCUUGAGAUACUAUUUGGGUGCUAGCAUUUUUACUACCAUCUCGCAUGUGUUGCUUCUUGUUGCUCCAUCGGUUUUCCUUGGGUCUAAGGCUUUGAACGUCAUGGCCAAACUGCGUGCUGCAUGA
Clavispora lusitaniae ATCC 42720 is the source of this 807-nucleotide messenger RNA. Its product is annotated as dolichyl-diphosphooligosaccharide-protein glycotransferase. NCBI's taxonomy places the organism in Eukaryota, Fungi, Ascomycota, Pichiomycetes, Serinales, Metschnikowiaceae. The record is from RefSeq and is a predicted model, not a curated record. Gene Ontology annotation, biological process: protein N-linked glycosylation. Gene Ontology annotation, cellular component: membrane; oligosaccharyltransferase complex.